AUCUGUGAUCAGCUGCUGAGUAAACACACAGAUCGAAGAUGUCAACAAAUGCAGAAAAAGUUACAGAACUUCGAGAAAGAGGCAAUGAGUGCAUGCGUGCCAGUAACUAUGCGGAGGCAGUAUUGCACUAUUCACAUGCUAUCAAACUUGAUAGUAGCUCACCACAGUUAUAUAGUAAUCGUUCCUAUGGGUUCCUGAAGCUCCAGCAUUUCUACCAUGCGCUUGAAGAUGCAAAUGAGGCGAUCAGGUUGGAUCCAAAUUGGGCUAAGGGAUAUUUUCGCAAAGCAGAGGUGGAGUUUGCCACCAAGCACUAUGAGGAUGCGCUCGAGUCUUACAGAUGUGCGUCUCAGCUGCAGAAGGACCCCACGCUGCUUGAAUGCAUACUGAGAGCCAACAAAGAGAUGAUGCGACAGAAUAAAGUGGACCAGCAAACUCCAUGGGUGGCAGCAGGGAUCGGCCUUAUUCUUGGAGUGCUGGUGGUGGUGGGGGAUGCGGUUCUCGCAGACGAGCCCAUGCUUACGCAUCCAGUCCUACAGUCUAUCAUCACCAUCGUGUUCUCGGUGCUGGGCCUCAUGUUGGGCUAUUGCUAUCGGUGGUACAUCAAAAACCAGCGUAAGGCCUUGUUAGAGCCACCCAUAGACUUAUUAGGUGAGAGUGAAGCCAAGGACGGAGCAGCAGAGGGUGAAGAGAAGGCCACAGAGGAGAAUGCCCAGGAGGAAACCCGUUCCCACACUCGAUACAGCAAAGCCCAGGCAAGAUACCGUUAUAAAAAGGGCAAGUCAUAGAGAGAAGUGUCCUGAGGGCUAGAUCUGCGAUGUACAUAUGCACCAGACACUGUUGCAUCUGCUCACCAGGGAUCAACUUACAUUUUGGUACAUAU
Penaeus monodon (black tiger shrimp) is the source of this 880-nucleotide messenger RNA. RefSeq names its product heat shock protein STI1-like. The transcript has 6 exons. Lineage: Eukaryota; Metazoa; Arthropoda; Malacostraca; Decapoda; Penaeidae. The coding region runs from base 39 to 785 and encodes 248 amino acids. Gene Ontology annotation, molecular function: Hsp90 protein binding. The record is from RefSeq and is a predicted model, not a curated record.